Purpureocillium takamizusanense is the source of this 1483-nucleotide messenger RNA. RefSeq names its product Lysophosphatidic acid:oleoyl-CoA acyltransferase 1 (gene vps66). The record is from RefSeq and is a predicted model, not a curated record. The transcript is spliced from 2 exons. Lineage: Eukaryota; Fungi; Ascomycota; Sordariomycetes; Hypocreales; Ophiocordycipitaceae. Bases 363 to 1337 code for a protein of 324 amino acids.
GUUUUGUCCGUACUAUCACAUGUCACCACCACCGAUUUGCACCACCACGCGAUCACUAUCUAGUAGGCAGGCGCACGACCAAAGCGACCGGCCUCUGAUUGCGGUCAACUUGCUCUACAUGACGCAGAACUUCGACGGGGCCUGACUAAUUAGCCGACCCUAUCAUCGCCCGUCGGGCUCGACUGGCUCCAAAGCUCCCCGAGCAAGCCUCCGGGCCAGCCGAUCUGGUGCAGGCUUCAUGUCUCGACAACCUCGCCCUCACCUGUGCUACUCGUCCUAAUGUCGUCUACCUGAACUCCACCCAAAUUCAACCGAAAAUAUCCCUUCGCGCAACCGGCGGCUCGCCCGCCCGUUUCGCCGCAAUGGAAAAAUACAGCCAGUUCCGCGAUCGAGCCACGGGCAUCGCGCCUUUCCUGCCCGUCUCGACGCCCCUCUCUGCCGUCUCGACAUUGACACACGGCCUGCUCUUCCUCUUUCGCCUGCCUUUCUUCCUCACCUACGCUGCCAGCUACUUCAUCCUCUUCCAUUACCUUCCGCUGCCUGUCAUCGCCAGAAAGAUUGCACUAUGGGGUCUUAUGGCAAUCCCCGGCAUCUGGUGGGUUGACCUACAGCUCGACGGCGUCAAACGUGGGACCCUAUCCGAGCAGCCGCGCGAGCGCGUUCCGCAUCCAGGCUCCGUCAUCGCCGCCAAUUUUACAAGUCCCAUCGAUGCCAUCUAUCUUGCGGCCAUCUUCGAUCCCGUGUUUACAGCAUCGUAUCCCGGCACACGAAAGCUACAGCGCGUGGGCUUGUUCGGCGCGGUGGCCAUGGCCCUCGCGCCAGUGCGUACUGCGCCCCCACCGAAUGCGAACCUCGUCGAUAUCAAAGACCUCCUCCGCGAGUUUCCGGACCGAGUCAUCGCCGUGUUCCCCGAAUGCGGCACCACCAACGGCAAAGCAAUACUUCCACUAAGUCCGACCAUCGUUGACUGUCCGUCUCAAGUCCACAUCUUUCCCGUUAGCAUUCGCUACACGCCAUCUGACGUCACGACACCUGUGCCGGGCCAGUGGUUUAAGUUUGUUUGGAACCUCCUUUCGCGGCCAACGACAUGCAUCCGAGUCCGCAUCGCAGAAGGGCAGAUGAACACGGCCGCGGCCACGACAAAUGGAGGUGGCACCGUCGGCUCCAGCGGUGAAUUGAAGCAGCGAAAGGCGACUGAGACAGAUGUCUCGACUCAACAGCAACGGGUUUUGGAUCGCAUCGCUGAGGCGCUUGCGCGGUUGAGCAGGGUUAAAAGGGUUGGGUUGACAAUGCAAGACAAGGCAGCCUUUGUUGCUGCGCUAAAUGGGAAGAAAUGAGCCCCGCGUGGAAAUCUGAGGGCAGCGACGCGAAGCGCCUGGUGUGGCCCUGUGUGGGCCCUUAUUCAAGUCAAGUCUGCGUUCAUAAUACAGUCCAAAGGAUGCAUUGCUCGAGGCCGCAAUCUCGACUGCGUUUGAGGUUUGAC